AUUGGUCCGUACCAACGGGACUCCGGCCGCUUUACUCUAGCGCUCAGGGCGCCGAUCCACUUCUGUUCCUGUACGUGAGCACUCCCUUCCUUCUGGUGAGCAGCCCUUCUAGAUCCGGACUGAGCGAGGACCGGCACCAUGACGACACUGGAUGACAAGUUGCUGGGGGAGAAACUGCAGUACUACUACAGCACCAGUGAGGAUGAGGACAGCGACCAUGAAGACAAGGACACAGGCAGGGGUGUCCUGGCCAGCAGUGCCAUGCCUGCAGAGGCUGAGCUGGUAGGAGAAGGCAUCUCAGUUAAUACAGGUCCUAAAGGCGUCAUCAAUGACUGGCGCCGCUUCAAGCAGUUGGAGACCGAGCAGAGGGAGGAGCAAUGCCGGGAGAUGGAGAGGCUGAUCAAGAAGCUGUCCAUGACCUGCAGAUCCCACUUGGAUGAGGAGGAGGAGCAGCAGAAACAGAAGGACCUCCAGGAGAAGAUCAGUGGGAAGAUGACACUGAAGGAGUUUGCUAUGAUGAAUGAGGACCAGGAUGAUGAGGAGUUUCUGCAGCAGUACCGGAAGCAGAGGAUGGAAGAGAUGCGGCAGCAGUUACACAAAGGGCCCCAAUUCAAGCAGGUUUUUGAGAUCCCCAGUGGAGAAGGGUUUUUAGAAAUGAUUGAUAAAGAACAGAAAAGCACCCUCGUCAUGGUCCACAUUUAUGAGGAUGGCAUUCCCGGGACCGAAGCCAUGAAUGGCUGCAUGAUCUGCCUUGCCUCAGAGUACCCUGCUGUCAAGUUCUGUCGUGUGAAGAGCUCAGUCAUUGGAGCCAGCAGUCAUUUUACCAGGAAUGCCCUGCCUGCCCUGCUCAUCUACAAGGGGGGAGAAUUGAUUGGCAAUUUUGUCCGUGUCACUGACCAGUUGGGGGAGGAUUUCUUUGCUGUGGACCUUGAAGCUUUUCUACAGGAAUUCGGAUUACUCCCAGAAAAGGAAGUCUUGGUGCUGUCAUCUGUGCGUGACUCUGCCACCUGUCACAGUGAAGACAGUGAUCUGGAAAUAGAUUGAACUGAUAAUCUAGUUGCCUAAAUUCUCCAUUGUUUGGGCUAGAGGACACAUGUCUAUAUUUAUUUUUGUUCCUUCCUGUGUCUUCUGGCUUUUAAGCUGUUCUUUGUAGUCUCUGUUAUUAUAUGGAAAGUCAGAAAUUCUUCGAUUAAAUCAUAAUGCUGAGUCACUUUGGGGCUACCUAUAAAAUGACUUAAAAUUACAUAAACAGGAUGCCAGGCUUUUGAACUGUUUACUUAAGAUUUUCUAGCCUGACAUCUCUGUUAGUGUUUCCAGUCAAUAUUUAUUAGCAUCCUAAAGGCAGUGUCCUGGAAAUUGUCUGCUGAGGUCUCAGAGUAGGAUUCCCUAGUUAGUGUGUUAUGUGCAGCGUAAAGAGUGUGUUUCCUUAGUCAAAUGACUGGCUAUGUUUGCUUGUAAUCAGAUCUGUAGUCCUACAAAGCAGUUUCUUUUCCCUAGGCCCUCUUUUCUACUUAAUGGCCCUAGACAGAGCUGGGGAUGUUGCUUAAUGGCACAAUAUUUGCCCAGCAUGCACAGGGCCCUGAGUUUGAUCCCCAGCAUUGUAAAACAAAAACAAAGCAAAAGGUUCCAGGUGUCACCUCCUGCCCUGUAAGGAGCAGUGUGGCCUCUGCUGCAGCUGCAGUCAGUGUUCCCUAAUGACAUGGAACAGCAGGGAUGAUUUACGCUGGCUGCUCAUGGUGCUGGGUGACAAGCAUCUUGUGACACAGACACUGGAGUUUAUGGGGCUGGGAAGCUUGUUUAAGGAGGACCUUCCACUGCUUCUCCAUGUCUGUCUGUCCUUCUGUUAUUUCAACAAGGCAACUUUUUGCUUAGUCUAGAUUUUUUUAACCUUUUUUUUUUUUGCAUUGUUGGAAAAUAACUCACAUUCAGUAGAGGAAAAUUGACCAAAAUGCAGAUGCCAAAUAAAAAUUUAGAAUCUGUAAUUCUGCCAUCUAGAAUAAAACACUGCUAAUGUUAUGGCAUAUUUGUUAUUAAAGUGUUUUCUUUGUAUACAUAAACUUUUUUGUUUUGUUUUUAAACAACAUUGGGAUCAUUCUGAACAUGCUGUUAUAUAUAGUAUGGUCAGCUAAUAACUUACUGUACAUUUUUCAUAUAAUACUCUUCUAUAACGUUUCUUCAAUAAUUACUGAUACUCUGUUAUGUGGCUAUGAUGUAAUUUGUUUGCUAGUUGUCUCAAAAAUAUUGCAAAAGGCAGGGCAUGAUGGUGCAUGCCUUUAGUCCCAGCACUCAGGAGGCAGAGGUAGGAGGAUUGCCGUGAGUUUGAGGCCACCCUGAGACUCCAUAGUGAAUUCCAGGUCAGCCUGGGCUAGAGUAAGACCCUACGUCAAAAAACCAAAAAUUGCAAAAACUUUAAAAAAUUAUGAAAGUAAUGUGUUCAUUGUAGAAUAUGCAACAAAAAGCUAAAAGAGGUUUAUGAAGCCAUAAUUUCAUUAAACAAACUUGAUUCCUGUUAUCAUUUUUAUAGAUAUCUAGUUUUUUUGUGUGUAUUUAUAAAAAUAAUUGUUGAGUUUUUUCCUUGUAUUUCUUGAAAUAUAUGUCUUAGUAUCAGAGAAAAUAUAAUUGGGAAUUAAAUAAUGGUUUUAGCAUCUA
Molecule: messenger RNA, 2649 nt
Organism: Jaculus jaculus (lesser Egyptian jerboa)
Lineage: Eukaryota; Metazoa; Chordata; Mammalia; Rodentia; Dipodidae
Gene: Pdcl
Product: phosducin like
Exons: 4
Coding region: 139-1044 (301 amino acids)
Biological process (GO): regulation of G protein-coupled receptor signaling pathway
Source: RefSeq, a predicted model, not a curated record